Molecule: messenger RNA, 1297 nt
Organism: Lagopus leucura (white-tailed ptarmigan)
Lineage: Eukaryota; Metazoa; Chordata; Aves; Galliformes; Phasianidae
Gene: CORO2B
Product: coronin 2B
Exons: 11
Coding region: 1-1254 (417 amino acids)
Biological process (GO): actin filament organization
Molecular function (GO): actin filament binding
Source: RefSeq, a predicted model, not a curated record
AUGGCUUUCUGCACUGCCGUGCUGCAAACAGGCCGGAUCGAGCCAAACUACCCCAAAGUCUGCGGCCACCAGGGCAAUGUGCUCGACAUCAAGUGGAACCCCUUCAUUGAGAACAUCAUCGCCUCGUGCUCCGAGGACACCUCGGUGCGGAUAUGGGAAAUCCCAGAGGGGGGCCUGAAGAGGAACAUGACGGAGGCGGUGCUGGAGCUGUAUGGGCACAGCCGGCGCGUUGGCUUGGUCGAGUGGCACCCCACCACCAACAACAUCCUCUUCAGCGCCGGCUAUGACUACAAGGUCCUCAUCUGGAACUUGGACAUCGGGGAGCCCGUCAAGAUGAUCGACUGCCACACGGAUGUCAUCCUGUGCAUGUCCUUCAACACGGAUGGCAGCCUGCUGGCCACCUCUUGCAAGGACAAGAAGCUGCGGGUGGUAGAGCCGCGCUCCGGCCGGGUGCUGCAGGAAGCCAGCUGCAAGAACCACCGUGUCAACCGCGUGGUCUUCCUGGGCAGCACGAAGCGGCUGCUCACCACUGGGGUCUCGCGCUGGAACACACGGCAGAUCGCGCUCUGGGACCAGGAAGAUCUCUCCAUGCCCCUCAUUGAGGAGGAGAUCGAUGGGCUCUCGGGGCUGCUCUUCCCUUUCUACGACGCAGACACUCACAUGCUGUAUUUAGCUGGCAAGGGUGACGGCAACAUUCGGUACUAUGAGAUUGGCUCAGAGAAGCCUUACCUGAGCUACCUGAUGGAGUUUCGCUCCCCUGCCCCGCAGAAAGGACUGGGGGUGAUGCCGAAGCAUGGGCUGGAUGUGUCUGCCUGUGAGGUCUUCCGCUUCUACAAGCUGGUCACCCUGAAGGGACUCAUCGAGCCCAUCUCCAUGAUCGUGCCAAGGAGGUCGGAGACGUACCAAGAGGACAUUUACCCCAUGACCCCGGGCACGGAGCCGGCCCUCACGCCAGACGAGUGGCUGAGCGGGGUGAACAGAGACCCCAUCCUGAUGUCGCUGAAGGAGGGCUACAAGAGAACAUCCAAAAUCGUCUUCAAGGCGCCAGUGAGAGAGAAGAAGAGCGUGGUGGUGAAUGGCAUUGACCUGCUGGAGAACGUGCCGCCCCGCACCGAGAACGAGCUCCUUCGGAUGUUCUUCCGGCAGCAGGACGAGAUCCGGCGGCUGAAGGACGAGCUCUCGCAGAAAGACAUUCGGAUCCGCCAGCUACAGCUGGAGCUGAAGAAUUUACGCAACAGCCCGAAGAAUAAUUAACUUCCAGGGACGUUUUAUAAAUAAACUCUCUUUGUUUAUACUC